GGCGCGCGGACCGGAAGGAGGCGGGGGAGCGAGCCAGCAAACGGACACCGAGAGAGAGGGGCUGCCUGGUCGCGACGCGCCUCCGCCGCUUCCCUUUUCUUCCCCUUCCCUCCUUCCUCCUCUUUCCUUCCUUCCUCCUGGGGCCUCGAGCGCGGAGAAGCUGCCGACUGGAGAAGCGGCUCUUCAUGAUAUCAUGUCCAAUGUUUCCGUGGACAGAAGCGCCAGGCUGCAGGAGAUCCGGAAGGGGCUGCAGUUCAUACAGUCUACUUUACCCUACCCAGGGACUCACGAACAAUAUGAGGUUUUCAUCCGAGAGCUUGUUAAAAAUCUCUUUAACGAAGGGAACGAUGCUUACCGAGAAGGCAACUGGGAAGGAUCGCUGAGCCACUACUCAGAAGCUCUAAACAUAGCCGAUUAUGCCUCUUCUGAAGGAAUCCACAUUUCUAAUGAAAUAUUAGAGAAGCUGCGUGUAAAUCGCAUAGUAUGUUAUUCAAAGAAGGGGCAGCAUGACAGAGUUCUAGAGGACUGUGGGGUCGUUUUAAAGCUGAAUGAAAAUAAUUUCAGAGCUCUCUACCGGAAAUCCAAAGCCUUAAAAGAACUAGGAAGAUACAAGGAGGCUUACGAUGCUGUUGCUAAAUGUUCCCUUGCAGUGCCGCAGGAUGAAAGUGUAAUAAAACUGACUCAAGAACUUGCUCAGAAGCUUGGACUGAAGAUCCGAAAAGCCUACGUUCGGGCAAAACCUUCCCCAAACCCUAUUUCUGGAGAAGCAUCGAGUAAGGUUUCACAUACUUCUAUAGAAGAUAUUGAAUCAGAUUUUUCUGGUUGGAAGGAGAAGGGCCUUUCUUCCUCCUCAUCCCCCACUCCUUCUAGCUUUGCCCCUGAGCUGCCGGGCAACCUGGCUGCCUUACCAUCGGUGUCUCUGGCUGGCCUCUCUGCAGAGAAGGGCUGCCUCUCUGCUCCUUCCCUGGCUAACGGAGGACCUUUCCCUCUCCCUGAAGGCUGCUUGGACUGCGGGGAUGGCGACGACAUCCUUGGGGAUGAGAUAGAUGAAUUGCUUGACUCCGUUUCAGAUCCUGGGGAGAGCAUCAUGUCCAGCACGGUCGUCCGAGGAGCCCUCCCGACAGCUGCCAUCACCCCCAGCAUCCCUUUCUCAGCCCCUUUGCUUGGGACGUUGUCGGUCGGGCCGGGUUUUGUCUCUGCGGGCUCUUAUUCAGAAAUGUAUUCCUCCCAGCCCUUGGUUUCUGUCCUGGACACCUUCUGCUCCUCCUUAAGUAGCUUCUCAAUUGGUGACUCUAAAAGAGAUAUAACCAGUUCUCUUUCUAGAGAUGUCAGCUCAGCGUUAAACAGUAGUUCUCCUCUCCGACUUAUGAAUGGGCCUACGAGUUUGUUUGGGUCUGAGAACUACAUUGGGAUUUCAAGUCCACCUCGAAAUGACUAUUCCAGUGUCUUUGACGGUGGGCUUGCUAAUGCGCCCAUGUCAACAACGACACCUUUAGUCGCAUGGAAUCCCCUGGAAGCCACCCAUGAGUUGAGACAGGCCUGCCAGACAUGCUUUGUCAAGAAAGAUCUAAAACUAUGGGAAUACACUUACAACCCCACCUUAGAGCACCUGUGUAAGAAGGAUAUCCUCAUAGGUAAAAUAAAGAAUUCUGAAGAUAAGUCGUGGAAGAAAAUAAGGCCAAGGCCAACGAAGACACAGUACGUGGGGCCAUAUUAUAUAUGCAAAGACGUUGCUGCCGGCGAGGAGUGUAGGUAUUCUGGCCAUUGUACCUUUGCCUAUUGCCAAGAGGAGAUCGACGUCUGGACCUUGGAGCGCAAGGGGGCCUUCAGCCGGGAAGCCCUGUUCGAAGGCAACGGAGAGAUCAGCUUGACCGUCUCUCGGCUCCUUCAGGAGCAUCAUGGCCUCUUCAUGUUCCUUUGCGAGAAAUGUUUUGAGCAUAAACCCAGAAUAAUCAGCAAAAGGAAUAAGGAUAACUCUUCUACCUGUUCUCAUCCUGCUAUGCAUGACUUCGAAGACAACAAGUGCCUUGUCCACAUUUUGCGAGAAACAACAGUGAAGUAUUCCAAGAUCCGGCCUUUUCAUUCCCAGAGCCAGCUAGACCUGUGUAGGCAUGAAGUCCGCUAUGGCUGCUCACGGGAUGAUGAGUGUUUCUAUGCCCACAGUCUUGUGGAGCUCCAGGUCUGGAUGAUGCAGAAUAAGACAGGUAUUUCUCAUGAGGCUAUUGUUCAAGAAUCAAAAAAGUAUUGGCAGAACAUGGAGUCUAAUGCACUUGGAGCGCAGAUUCUCAGCAACCAAGCGAAGCACGGAUCUCUGAACCUGAAAAUGAAGUUUGUGUGCGCACAGUGCUGGAGAAACGGCCAAGUUAGUGAGCCAGACAAAAACAAGAAGUACUGCAGCGCAAAAGCAAGGCAUCCGUGGACCAAAGAUCGCCGGGUGAUGCUGGUCAUGUCCAACGAACGGAAGAAGUGGAACACCAUCCGCCCGCUUCCCACAAAGAAGCAAGUGCCUUUGCAGUUUGAUUUGUGUAAUCAUAUUGCAUCAGGCAAGAAAUGUCAAUACGUUGGGAAUUGCUCCUUUGCCCACAGUCAAGAAGAGCGGGAAAUGUGGACUUAUAUGAAGGAGAAUGGCAUUCAAGACAUGGAACAGCUCUAUGAAAUGUGGCUGAAGAGCCAGAAGCCAGAAAAGGGGGAGGAUCAAGCUGCUCAAGCCAACAAGGAGAAUGGGAAGCAAAUCCACAUGCCAACAGAUUAUGCCGAGGUUACGGUCGACUUCCACUGCUGGAUGUGCGGGAAGAAUUGUAACAGCGAGAAACAGUGGCAAGGGCAUAUCUCCUCGGAAAAGCAUAAAGAGAAAGUAUUCCACACGGAGGACGACCAAAACCGUUGGCAGCAUCGUUUCCCAACAGGCUGUUUCAGCAUUUGUGAAAGAUAUAUGUCCGGUUUGUGUGCCGAAGGCAACAACUGUAAGUUUGCCCACGGUCCGGCCGAGCUCCGCGAAUGGGAGGAGCGGAAGCAGGUGCUAAGGAUGAAGUUCAGCAAAGCCAGGAAGGACCACUUGAUCGCUCCCAACGAUAAUGACUUUGGAAAAUAUAGUUUUUUGUUUAAAGAUUUAAACUAACCCUUGUCUAUGGAAGGACGCCUUCGUUUGCCAGAUGGAAGCGUGGAAACCGGGAGUGUGUUUUUUACCAUAAUCAGAAGAACAAGACGACAAAACAAGAGACGCAUGUGACAGAAGCUGCAGGCCUCCUGCUUUUAUUGGCCUGCAUUGUUCCUCCUGAAGAACCAAACUCUAGUAGAUGAUGAUGAUGAUGACGAUCUUGUCGAAGGGGGAGAGGGAGCCAGCAGGCCUGUCUCUGUCUGUCUGUCAGUGCUCUCAUGAAACCGAGCGCUGGGUGGAGUGAGUCCUAAUAAAAACACGGCCUGAAGUCUUAGCGUGCUUUUUUGCCUUCUGUUGGGCAGAAGAGAGGAGUAAGUGGAGAGUAAGUGCAGGAGGAGGAGGAGGAGGAGGAGGAGGAGUUGGUGGCCUUGCGCCGCCUGGGAAGCCCCCAACGCUGGGCCUUCAGUUGGAAAGCAAAUGUUUUUAAGGUAGGCUUCUUCUUUGAAGAGAGGCCUGGGCUCAGAAGAAUUAAAACCAAACACAACAAUUAAUAGUAAUGAUGAUGAUGAUGAUGGAUGAAAUUCUUCAGAUGUUUUAAAUGGAGAGGAUUUGUUUUAAAAGCAAAGAAGUUUGCUAUUUAUCUCUAUGUAGGUUGCUUAAUAAUAACAAUAAUAAUAAUAAUACAAAAAGGAUUUUCUUAUGAUCACCAAAAAAGAGAGAUUUUAAGCAAAAUCACCCUUUAACUGCCAUUAGAUGUUGAAUGGGGUAUUUUUCUCUAUUUGUAUGUUUCAAUAUAACUGAAAAAGGUCUUGGGAGAGAAGGAGACUUGUAUUACCUCUCCUUUCUCUCUCUCUCCUUCCUUCCUUUUUGUUCUGGAAACCCAGUCGUUUGGGAUUCUGUUUCUUGGCCUUUGCUGCUGUUUGAGGCCAGGCUUUUGGAAGACCCACUUUCUGUAUGUCAGUGUUGUGUAUUGUAUGGACCAAUAUUGCCUGUAAUAAAGAUACCUUUGCAUA
This is a messenger RNA of Sceloporus undulatus (fence lizard), 4110 nucleotides long. It is a transcript of the gene ZC3H7A, whose product is annotated as zinc finger CCCH-type containing 7A. The transcript is spliced from 23 exons. The record is from RefSeq and is a predicted model, not a curated record. Gene Ontology annotation, biological process: miRNA processing. NCBI's taxonomy places the organism in Eukaryota, Metazoa, Chordata, Lepidosauria, Squamata, Phrynosomatidae. Gene Ontology annotation, molecular function: metal ion binding; protein binding; miRNA binding. The coding region runs from base 194 to 3118 and encodes 974 amino acids.